AUGGGAGCAAAGAUUGUGUUGCAGAAGUUGUAUGGGAGGCCCCUGCUCUCGGCCCCUGCUCCUGCUCCCCGUCCCUGCUUACCCCUGCUCCCCGACACAGCUCCUGGCUCCUGCUCCCCGUCCCUGUUUACUCCCCACCCCUGUUUAGCCCUGCUCCUGCUCCCUGCUCAUCCUCCCCACCCCCUGCUCUUCACCCCCUGCUCCUUGCGUCCCUGUUUACUCCCCACCCCUGCUUACCCCUGCUCCUGCUCCCUGCUUACCCCUGCUCCCUGCUCCUGUUCCCUACCCCCUGCUCCCCGAUCCCUGCUCAUGCUCCCUGCUUCCCCUGCUCCCCGCUCCCCGCUCCCUGUCCCUGCUCCUGCUCCCUGCUUACCCCUGCUCCCUGUCCAUGCUCGCUACCCCCUGCUCUUCACCCCCCUGCCCACCGGCCUUGUUCCCCGCCCCCUGCCACGGCCCUGUGAGUCAGAGAGCGCUGAUGAGCCGGUGAUUAUACGUGUGCCGGGCCUCCUCAGUAGUUCAGUUGGCGGAUUUUAG
This is a messenger RNA of Penaeus indicus, 534 nucleotides long. RefSeq names its product cornifin-B-like. NCBI's taxonomy places the organism in Eukaryota, Metazoa, Arthropoda, Malacostraca, Decapoda, Penaeidae. The record is from RefSeq and is a predicted model, not a curated record. The coding region runs from base 1 to 534 and encodes 177 amino acids. The transcript is spliced from 2 exons.